Messenger RNA from Solenopsis invicta (red fire ant), 1492 nucleotides. RefSeq names its product alpha-tocopherol transfer protein-like. NCBI's taxonomy places the organism in Eukaryota, Metazoa, Arthropoda, Insecta, Hymenoptera, Formicidae. Gene Ontology annotation, cellular component: membrane. Gene Ontology annotation, molecular function: phosphatidylinositol bisphosphate binding. The record is from RefSeq and is a predicted model, not a curated record. The coding region runs from base 196 to 1131 and encodes 311 amino acids. The transcript is spliced from 7 exons.
UGGUGGGGAACUUUGCGUACUACUGGAACGAAGAAGAGAGGAAUCAUUUUGCUUCGAACAGAUAGAAAUCCAAAGUGACAGGAACCGCAGAAGGUGCUUCAUUCGUCGAGCUGAGUUUCGCAGUGUAACGCGCGUGAUUUUCACGUCAAGCUUGUGUGAUCUUUCGUCAUUAGAUUGCGAGGGACUAAAAAAAUCAUGACAUUGUUACCACCAACGCCGGCGCAACAGAAACGUAUAGACAAGGAACUUGCAUCUGAUCCGGAAGUGAGAAAACAAGAUAUUAAAACGCUUCGAGAAUGGCUCUUAAAACAGCAACACUUGCCAAAUCACAUAGAUGACGACAAAUUGGAAAGAUUUCUUUUCAAUUGCAAGAACAGUAUCGAGAGAUGUAAAUUAAUCUUGGAAAGAUACUACACCGUCCGAACAUCUUUUCCAGAAUUUUUCGCCGCUCGUGACCCGACGUCUCAAGAUAUUCGAAACUCUUUUAAUAUAACACACUACUUCAUUCUGCCAUCAUUAACCGAAGAAGGAUAUCGCGUCACUAUCUUUCAAUUACGUGACAAUGACAUAGAGAAGUUUUCGUUUCAAGCAACAGUCAGACGUGUUCUAAUGGCACUUGAUAUUCGUUUGAUGGAGGAAAUCUGUUUAUCUAAUAUUAUGAUCAUAGAUUGCGAGGGAUUUAAAAUGGCACAUUUUGCAAAAUUCGUUCCGACGCAAACUAUCGUAAGGAAGGCAAUGUUGGCAAUACAAGACAGUAUGCCUUUCCGGUUGGCUUCUGUUUACUUUCUUAACGCACCAUCGUUUGUCACUAAUAUAAUCAACUUAUUUUAUCCACUUUUAAAAGAAAAAUUGGUUCAAAAGUUUCAUAUUUUUAAUGGUGGUGGAGAAGAAUUACACGCUUAUAUAAACAAAGAUAUUCUUCCUAAUGAAUGGGGUGGCAAAGCAGGCACUUUACAAGAAUUAAAUACUGCAUGGCAAGAAAAACUUGAAAAGAAUAGAGAUUGGUUCCUACAAGAUGAAAAACUAAGUCGUACAAAUGAAAAAGCUCGUUCACCGGAAUUGAAAGCGUCCUGUCUCGUAAUGGACUAUGAAGGAAUUCAAGGUACAUUUCGAAAAUUGAACCUAGACUAAUAAUAUCAUAUUUUUAUUAAAAAAUUAGAUUUUUUCUACACUAGUAAAUAGAAGUUUUAUUUAGUUUAUGAUUUCUUAAUAUUAAAUUUGUUAAUUACAAUUAACGUAUAAUUUACCAAGAUUAACAAAAAAAGUGUAAAAUAGUUAUAAUUAAACUGUUUUUUAAACAAUGAUAAUUUUAUAUUGUUAAAAGUUUAAUUUUCUAUAUUGUACGUAAAAUUAAGUUUACUUUUUGGAAAACAAGGGAAUGAUAAAGAUAAUUUAGGAAAAUAAAUGCUUAUUUAGCAACUAUAUGUGUAGAUAGAUAUUUAUAUGUAGAAGAAAAAUUUGCGAAAUAUUUAAUAAAGAUUUAUUUUGCUCA